AUCCCUUCUGCUCUGAUGAAGCACUUUGUCAAAUGACGUUCAAGCCGACUCACGGUAACAGGCGGUCACUUAGGCUAUUGACUCUGGGCUCACUGAGCGCCAAGGCCACCGGCGCGGCGCCCGCAGUGUCCCACAAGUGUUGGCAGGGCCAGUGCGGGCGCGCUCAGUCGGCGGUUGAGAGCCUGAUAGUGGCGAUAAGGGGGCGGUGGACUGAUCAGAGGACACCAGCAGACGGACGGGGAACAGGUCACAGGACACCGGCAGGACGGACGGUAGGCGAGCCGGAGGACACCUGCAGACAAAAGAUGAAGGCUGGUGGUCUGUUGAGGACGGUGCUGACGGCAGCGAUCCUGCUCGCCGGCUCCGCGUCAGCCGAACAGGAGCCCGUGGUGGCGACCAAAGCCGGCUUUGUUCGCGGUACCACACUCACGUCACUCAUCGGGAAUGAGUUUUUCUCAUUUAAAGGCAUUCCGUACGCGCAGCCGCCGGUAGGAGCCCUACGGUUCCGUCUCCCGGAGCCCCACGAGGGCUGGCCAGGGGUGCGGAACGCCAGCGAGCACGGGAACCGGUGUCCACAAACGGACGUGUUAACCCUCCAGCCGACCGGCGACGAGGAUUGUCUCUUCCUGAACGUAUACACGCCGCGACUGCCCUCCGAGCGUGAGGACGUCCGUCUGCCGGUCAUGGUCUGGGUCCACGGCGGAGGAUUCAUGGUGGGCGACGGCAACGCGGCGCCGAUGACGGGCCCGGAGUUCCUGCUCGACCAGCAGGUGGUGCUGGUCACCCUCAACUACCGUCUCGGGACGUUCGGCUUCUUCACCACCGGAGACGGGGAGGCGCCGGGCAACUACGGCCUCCACGACCAGGUGUUGGCACUGCGCUGGGUGCAGGACAACAUCGCCGCGUUCGGCGGCGACCCGGACAGGGUGACCAUCUUCGGCGAGUCAGCCGGCGGAGCCAGUAUUGGUCUGCUGGUACUGAGCCCGCUGGCGCAGGGCCUGUUCGCCCGGGCCAUAAGUCAGUCCGGUGCGGCGUCUUGCAACUUCGCGGCCAACGGCGCGCCGCAGGGCCGGCUGGCCAGGCAGCACGCUGAGCUGCUCGGCUGUCCGUCCGACAGCUCAGAGGCCAUCGUCGACUGUCUGAGACAAAAGUCGACCGAGGAGAUAAUGGAAACGGUUGCGCAACUCGACGGUACCAAGGUUCUCAUGCUUCUGGCCAUCCCGUACAAACCUCGCGUGGACACCGAGGCCGAGAUUCCUUUUCUGCCCGAGGACCCGUACCUGGCCCUGCAGAGCGGACGCUUCAACCGGGUACCCUGGAUGAACGGUAUGACGGAGAAUGAGGGUGCUGGAAACACCGCCAUGAUCCUCGCUAGGAUGCCGGACACGUUUGCCACUCAGGAUUGGAAUGUCUGGGGCAGAGCCCUUAUGGACUUGCGGGAUGUGACUGAUGACCCAGCGACGAUCGCCGAGAAGAUCUACCGUUUCUACCUCGGUGAAGAACUUGUGACCAAGGAGAACAUCAACCGGGUGGUAGAUAUAGUAAGCGAUCGCACUUUCACCAGCUGCAUAUCGAGCGAGAUCGAGCUGGCGUCCUCCCACACUCCCGUCUACAAAUACAUCCUGAAUCACCGCGGGCCGGGACGCCAGAGUCUUCUGGAUAUGCUCGGCAUCACUCUCGACAUGGCUCCGGAUCAGCUGCCCGACCUGGGCGUGUCACACGCGGAUGACCUCGCCUACCUGUUCCGCGGGUCCGGAAGCGCACCAGUGGAGCUCGGCUCGGUGCGCCACACGAUGGUUCGCUUCAUGGUCUCGGUUUGGACCAGUUUCGCGCGGGACGGCUACCCCAGCUCGGACGUGGUCCCGAUGCCGAGCUGGCCAACGUACUCUGCUGAGCAGCAGCAGCACAUGUGGCUUAGCAGCGAGCCCAGCGUGGGCCGAGCCGUGUUCAGCGAGCGAGUCGACUUCUGGAACACACUCGACAUCAAGGAGAACUGGCGCGGACCUAUGGAGCAGCAGCAGAGGGAUGAGCUGUAGAUGGCUAGCGCGGACUGUGUGCAUGACUGAAGCGGAGAUCGUAAAAUACACGUUUCCCCUCCUCCGCCGAGGGGGGCAUUGUGCUCA
Molecule: messenger RNA, 2123 nt
Organism: Amphibalanus amphitrite
Lineage: Eukaryota; Metazoa; Arthropoda; Thecostraca; Balanomorpha; Balanidae
Product: juvenile hormone esterase-like
Exons: 3
Coding region: 33-2036 (667 amino acids)
Source: RefSeq, a predicted model, not a curated record